AUGACGAUUCCUUUCACUCCCCCACGCCUCCCCUUCCUCCUCCCCCUUCUCCUCGCCUUCCUGCUUCAUUCCGCCCUCCUCUCCCAACACCUCGCGUCGGCCACUCUCGGCAUCCGCCGUCGCCCAACAUUUGGCGACGCGAUUGUCGCAAUUAGAUCGCAUAGGCGACGGUUAGCGGGCCCUGCGACGGUGUCGCACGUUCCGUUCCAUCGGCGGCUUAUGAGGCUCGCGCCGCGCGCCGCGUCCUUCAAGGACGAUGCGUGUUCCCCGCUCACCGCCUCCUGCUCCCCGCCUCCUGCUCCCCGCCUCCUACUCCCCGCCUCCCGCUCCCCGCCUCCCGCUCCCCGCCUCCCGCUCCCCGCCUCCCGCUCCCCCGUCAUGCUUUCAAGGAUGAAACCUUUUACCGCCAUUCCGGCAAAUUGUCGCUGUAAUAGUGACUCUCAUCGUUCCCCCACGCUAAUUCCCCUCAAUUCCGCUCUUUUCCCCCUUCGCUCACCCUCCUCCUCUCCCCGCUCCGCCCUUCCCGUCCGCCUGUCCGCGCCCGCGCGGGCCGCCACAGCCGUUGUGGCGUGCGCGAACGUGUCGUGCCCGCAAGGCGCGGCAUGCUCAGUGGACAGCAAAUACUUCCCCUUCUGCAAGUGCGACGGGACCCUCGCGCUCAUCAACGGCUCGUGUGUGCCAGGUGAGAUCAACGGCUCGUGUGUGCCAGGUGAGGUCAACGGCUCAUGUGUGCCAGGUGAGGUCAACGGCUCAUGUGUGCCAGGUGAGGUCAACGGCUCAUGUGUGCCAGCGGUGGAGGGGCAGGUGGUGGUGACGAGCGUGCUGCUAUUCGCCACCGCCAAGUACGCCCCCGUGCCGCCCGCCGUGCUGCGCGGCGCCAUCCCCAACCGCACGUGCGUGAACCUGCCCGCGCCGCGCGCAGGCAACAUCGGGUCGCUGCGCAUCCUGUGGAGCGUGAAGGACGGCAGCAGCGGCGCGAGCCGCGUGAUGUGCGGGAAGGUGGUGUUCUGGAACCAGAGCGACUGUAGCGGGUUGUCGUCGGCCUUUGAGGUGCCGGGCGGGUGGAAAAAGGCGGAUGCGGCAAAAACCACUUACGCCGCCACCAGCAAGGUGGCUGCGGGUGAUUGCAACAUUGUCAUGUGCUCCUGUCCAGAGGUGGACAUGUGUACGAUCGUCACCUGCCCUGCCAACUGCAACUGCUCCUCUUCCGCUGGCAUUGCCAGGUGCUCCUGCCCAGACCCAUGCUACGGUGUCAAGUGUCCGGACGUGUCCACGUGUGUGGUGCAGGUCGGUACAGCGGUGUGCCAAUGUCCUGCGCCCUACGCGCGGCUGAUCGACGGAAAGUGCUCCUCGGCCGACCUCCCCCACUCCGACUACCUCGAUGUUCACAACACCGCCCGCGCUGCCGUGGGGGCCGUGCCACUCGUGUGGGAUGAUGCAUUGGCGGUGAGGGCGCAGGCAUGGGCAACAGCGCUCACCAACACCUCCUACAACUGUGCUUUAGUGCACGGCGGCCAUGACGGCGAGGGGCAGAACCUCGCAGGAGAAAGCCCCGCGGGGCAGCUCACGAACGGAGCAGCGGCGCAGCUGUGGGUGGACGAGGGGCAGUGGUACAACGUGGCUGUUUUCCCUGAUGGCUGUGCGGGCGGCCAGUGGGAAAAGUGUGGGCACUACACGCAGGUCAUUUGGAACAACACGCGCACCGUGGGGUGCGGCAAGGCGUCGUGUGGCACGAGUGGGGACGUGUGGGCGUGCCACUAUUACCCGCCGGGCAACUACGGCGGUCAACUACCUUAUAUGCAAGAGCCGUGUUUCAGAGUGCAGUGUCCCUCCACCGCCACGUGCUCACCAGUGGACGGCAACCCUGUGUGCGUGUGUGGAGCUGGUCAGGUGCUCGUCAACAACUCACAGUGCCUAUCAGACCCGUGCAUGGAAGGCAGCUGUCCAGCGGGCGACCUGGUGUGUGACGGCACCACCGGCACGGCACAGUGCGUCUGCCCCAAGGGGUUGUUGCUCGUUGCCCCCAACACGUGUCUCGCCCUCCUCACCCGUCCACGCCCUUCCUCACCCCUCCUCACCCCUCCUCACCCCUCUGCACCGCCAUCAUGUGUGGGGGUCGAGUGUCCCUCAACAUCUCGCUGCAAGGCCACCAGCGACGGCAUCCCCUUCUGUGCCUGCCCCGCCUCCUACUCCCUCGUCAGCGGCACCUGCACUCAAGCUGCCCCCGCCACAGUGACAACGAGCCUCGUGCUCUUCAACGCGCCCAACUUCACCAACUCACCCGCCUCCCUCGCCCCCACCGUCUUCCGAGCGGCCAUGCCCGACUCGUCGGGCGCUGACGGCUGCGUCAACGUCCCCGCACCCUUCGCAGGGGCCGUGGGGUCGAUCAAAAUUCUCUGGGACGCGCCUGACGGGGCGGGGGGGGUGCGGCAGGUGUGCGGCACCAUGUGGCUGUGGAACGGCCCUGACUGCUCUGGCGGGGCCACUGGCUGGGGGAAACCCGACAGCGGCGUCACGUCCUCUGCGACCACGAGUGGUGACCGUCACCCUCAUCGUCGCCCUCGCGAUCCCCCCCAGUCACCCUUCAAAUUGCAAUCCUGUCCUCCGGUUUUCUCUGCCCUCCCGUCGCCCCCCCGUCGCCCUCGCGUCGCCUUCCUUGACGUCCUGCCGUCACCGUCCCGUCGCCCUCUCGCCGUCCGCCCUGACGCCCGUCCCGUCGCCCUCUCUUCCCGUCGCCCUUGCGCUCUUCCCUCCCUUCCCGUCGCCCUUGCUCUCUCCCCUCUCUUCCCGUCGCCCUUGCGCUCUCCCCUCCCUUCCCGUCGCCCUUGCUCUCUCCCCUCCCUUCCCGUCGCCCUUGCUCUCUCCCCUCUCUUCCCGUCGCCCUUGCUCUCUCCCCUCCCUUCCCGUCGCCCUUGCUCUCUCCCCUCUCUUCCCGUUGCCCUUGCUCUCUCCCCUCCCUUCCCGUCGCCCUUGCUCUCUCCCCUCUCUUCCCGUCGCCCUUGCUCUCUCCCCUCCCUUCCCGUCGCCCUUGCUCUCUCCUCUCUCUUCCCGUCGCCCUUGCUCUCUCCCCUCCCUUCCCGUCACCCCUGCUCUCUCCCCUCCCUUCACGCCGCCCCUUCACCUUCGCGCUUGCACCGAAACGUCCUCUCGUCACCCAGCUAA
Closterium sp. Yama58-4 is the source of this 3162-nucleotide messenger RNA. Lineage: Eukaryota; Viridiplantae; Streptophyta; Zygnematophyceae; Desmidiales; Closteriaceae. The record is from the annotation of a GenBank genome assembly.